AUGACGUCGCUUUCCCGCCUGCCUCCCACUGACCCCGCCCUCGAAAACGAGAAGCUGGUGGCGCAGCUCAAGCUCGCGCGCGACGAGAUCGACAGGCUGGAAGCUCACAACAACAAUCUCAUCCAGUGUCUGCUGGAGAGCGAGCGAGCAUUCGCUCGUCUAAAGGCGCUGAACGAGAAGGGCGGUAAGCGCAAGCGCGACUUGCCGUCGCCGUUUGAGGAGGGUCUAGAUGCGGACGAGAGCGCAUCCAAGACGGAGGAGGGGUAUCGGCCCAAGUUCUUUGAGAACUUGGUCUGUGGUAUGUCGAAGCCGCAGGAGGAGAAGAAGGAGGAGGAGAAGCCUCGUAAGAAGGCGAGGACUCGUCGCCGCCGUCACAGAGACAAGCCUGCCCCCUGCGUCGAGGCGGAUACGUCCAGGGACGAAGUCUACGAGACUGCUCUGUCAGUGUUAGUAUACUUGCCGAAGAAACCAGUCGAGAACAUAGCUGACUCCAUCCCAACUCCCUGGAGCCGGAAGAUCGCAAAGCAGCGCCUUGCUGUAUGCAUCCGCUGCUUCGAAAACGACAGGCGGUGUGACUCCGGGGACCCAUGCCAGAGCUGUCUGAAGAACCGUGCCAAGUGCCAGCGGGCGAGGUGUGCCAACUACAAGGCGGGUACAUGUUUCGUCCCAACUUGUACAAGGGCACAUGAAGAUGAUCAGCGGAAGUACAAGAACAUUGUACACGCAGGUCAUGUGAGCAAGAAGGACAUGGUGGCCGGCCCCUAG
Alternaria triticimaculans is the source of this 765-nucleotide messenger RNA. RefSeq lists its product as uncharacterized. NCBI's taxonomy places the organism in Eukaryota, Fungi, Ascomycota, Dothideomycetes, Pleosporales, Pleosporaceae. The coding region runs from base 1 to 765 and encodes 254 amino acids. The record is from RefSeq and is a predicted model, not a curated record. The transcript is spliced from 3 exons.